AUGGUAGACGCGGCAGAAUACAAGGAACGCAGUUACAAGGACAAGCAGACUGGAGAGAUCAUGCGGUGCCCGUCAUGCAGCGAGCCCAACUGUUGGUCUUCGAACUUCUUCACCUCGUGGCAAAACGGGACCAUGGACUAUGACCUCGUCGUCAGCAUCUUCAACAGCAGCCACACUCCGGACUUCUCAGACGUGCUGGGCCUUUACAAACCCUCAAAGGAUGACCUCCAGAGCUACUCGGUUCCUCCCAAGGAGUUUCUGCGGACCUGCAGCUACGACCGGCGUCCUUGUUCUUAUAAUAAUGAAGCCAUUUUCGGCGAUUUCCUCAGGCUGUUCUAUUCGUGGAACAGCGACCAGUACGGCAAGUGCCACACCUUCAACUCCGCCUUCAGGAGAAUCGAACUCAAGAACGGCAAGGUAUUCAACGCUAUUCCGUGGAAGACCUCGUCUGUCGGGCCGAGAAACGGCAUGCGACUCACUCUCAGCAUCAUGACGAGGAACUACCUGACGCUGCUCUCCCCGAAACUCGGCGCCAAGAUCAUCGUCCACUCCCCUCGCCACAUCCCCUUCCCGGAGGACGAGGGGUUCAACAUAUCUCCCGGCAUCAGCGUCUCCGUUGCUGUCAAGACGAAAAGGAUCGAGCGCGUGGGCCAGCCAUGGGGAACCUGCGAAUCCAGCAAGGACACACAGAAAGAAUAUUCCUCCCUGCAAUGCAAGAAGCUUUGCCAAGAGAAAGAGUUCUGGAAAGUAUGUGGCUGUUACGUGGGUGAAAGUCCUGCCUACGGGGACGUGUCCAAGCUCAGGCCGGCAAACCAGUGUUCCCCCUUCAAUGUGACUCAGAGUAGGCAAUCCGAGACGGUCUACAGCACGCAAGUGACGUCCAGCGAAGAGAACAAGGGGUUCUACACCAUCGUGCAGAAUAUCAAGAGAGCUGACAUGGGGGACGACCUUUGCUCAGGGUCGGAGAAUGAAACAGUGAGAGUGCAUUUAUACCUGGAAUCCCUUAAUUAUGAAGUUAUAAGGGAGAGUCCGGCUUACACGUGGGACACCCUGAUCUGCAACAUGGGCGGCAACCUCGGCCUCUUCAUCGGCAUGUCUCUCGUGACGCUGGUGGAGCUGCUCGAGUUCCUGAUCGACAUCGGGAUCCUGUGCUUCUCCGGCCGCAAGAAGACGCGACCGGAGGCGAAGCGGGUGGAGGUCAAGCCGGCCAGUACCCGCCCGCCGCCGCCGCCCGCUCAAGCGCCGGGCCUUCCUCCCGUUUCUCCUCCGCCUGAAUUUACUGAAUGCAGCACACAGACCCACGUGAGCCUGCAGCCCUUCAGCAAGGACAAGACCUGGAAGCGCCGCGCCCUGGGAGGCAAUGACGGAGCGGGAAAAGCCUUCAACCGCAUAUUCAUGAGCCAAUAG
Messenger RNA from Penaeus vannamei (Pacific white shrimp), 1407 nucleotides. Lineage: Eukaryota; Metazoa; Arthropoda; Malacostraca; Decapoda; Penaeidae. The record is from RefSeq and is a predicted model, not a curated record.